Molecule: messenger RNA, 780 nt
Organism: Wallemia mellicola CBS 633.66
Lineage: Eukaryota; Fungi; Basidiomycota; Wallemiomycetes; Wallemiales; Wallemiaceae
Exons: 5
Coding region: 1-780 (259 amino acids)
Source: RefSeq, a predicted model, not a curated record
AUGCUAACUAGGAAGUCGCACCAUGCUUUCUGUGGUCUAAUAACUGUUAGAACGUCUACACUUAUAUACUCCACUACUACAUUCUUGACAUACGCAGCAUCGGCAUACGCUGCUUUCAAUCUACUCACAUUAUCCUGUCCUCACUGCACUACUUCACCCUCAAAUAGCCACCAGCCAUCGAACAUCUUAGAUAGCGCCGACGCUCAAGCAAGGUUCGGGGCUAGGAUACUGAUAGUUUCUAUAUGGUAUGCUAUCACAAUGGUAGUAGGAUCUUCUUUCGGCAUCUGGGGUGUUGUCAAGGAGAAUAUACGGAAUCUGAAGCUUUUCAGAUUAAUGCACGCUAUAGACGUUAUACUAUCAUUCCUAGUUACAUUCGUUGAUUUUGUCUGUGACUCGCCUACCAGACUUGAAAGUAACAAUUGCUGGGAAAUCUGGAAAUCAUCUGUUUAUAGAUUCAUCGGAUUGAUGCUCAUCAUUAUCAUUUUUAAGAUCUAUUUACUUGCAUCUACACACAUCUAUAUUAGGCAAUGUCAAUUAAAGCAACGCAAAUUGAGACCUAGACCUUCAAUCGUAUUAGUUCCACCACCACCUUCAUCAAACACUAGACAACUAACUGGCUACAUUGUGGCUUCACCAACUACAACCAAACAUAAGAAAUCUCACUCAAUCAGACAAGCCAGCGUUGAUGUUAGCAAUGGCGGUCCAAUAGCUCUAGCAAUAAGGCCGGAUGAAGGUCUUUUACCUCAUGAACGUAGCUACUCAGAUGAAGUUGAGCUUUAA